This is a messenger RNA of Trichoplax adhaerens, 1611 nucleotides long. RefSeq lists its product as uncharacterized. Lineage: Eukaryota; Metazoa; Placozoa; Uniplacotomia; Trichoplacea; Trichoplacidae. The record is from RefSeq and is a predicted model, not a curated record. Gene Ontology annotation, molecular function: CoA-ligase activity. Bases 1 to 1611 code for a protein of 536 amino acids. The transcript is spliced from 8 exons.
AUGAAGUCAGAAAUCAUCAUCUCCAGCCCAGUAACUGAUAUGGAACUGCCAGCAAAUGCAACUGUAUAUGAAUACAUCAGCAGUAAAUUUUCGGAAUAUGGAGAAAAACCAGCUAUUACUGAUACCUCUAGUGAUAGGACUAUAAAUUACAAUCAACUGUUGGAUAUGAUUCGACGAUUUGGAUCUUCUUUGAUUCGGAUGGGAUUUAAAAAAGGAGAUGUAUUUGCUCUAUACAGCCCCAAUCUGCCGGAAUAUGCCGUUGCAGUCCUUGGUAUUAUUGCAAUAGGUGGUAUAGCUACUACUGUUAAUCCCUUGUACACUGCGGAAGAAGUGAUCAAACAACUAAAGUUAUCUGGUGCUCAAUAUAUCGUGGGUUUUCCCAGUAACGCCGCUAAUGUGAUAAAGGCAAAAGAAACCCUAAAUUUAAAGAACGCUUACGUAUUUGGUAAUGCCGAGGGUUUAACCUCUUUCAGUACAUUUUUUGAGGACGAUGGCACACUUUUCUUGCCGGAUUUAUCAAUCCAUCCCGAUGAUGUGGCGUUCAUUCCUUUUUCAAGUGGUACUACUGGACUUCCAAAAGGUGUUAUGCUGACCCACUACAAUAUUUGCAGUAAUAUGGCUCAGCUCAUGCAUCCAGAUUUCGCGGUAUAUAAGCAUGAUGGACCGAAUCUAGGAUUGCUACCAUGGUAUCAUAUCUAUGGUUUUGUUGUAAUUAUGGCAAUUACACUCCGCGCCGGCGGACAUUUGAUUUCCAUGUUACGAUUCGAUCAAGAAGUAUUCUUGAAAUCCAUAGAAAAGUAUAAGAUUAAGUAUGCAAAUUUGGUACCACCGAUCUACGUACUCUUAUCUAAAAGUCCAAUGGUCAAAAAAUUCGAUUUAUCUACUUUGAAGGAAUCUAUUUCUGGAGCCGCACCACUCGAUGCAGAAACCAGCUCAACGGUUAACCAGCGUAUAGGUUUUGAGCUUGUACGACAAGGCACAGUAGGGUUUGGAAUGACUGAACUCAGUCCCGCUUCUCAUCUGGUUAGGAGAAUGGAUGGAGAUUCAUCACAAGGAUCGGUAGGACAUUGCGUACCUAAUACACUUGCUAAGAUUGUUGAUGUAGAAACUGGUGAGUCAUUAGGACCUGGAAAAGAUGGAGAAUUAUGCAUAAAAGGACCGCAAGUAAUGAAAGGAUAUUUCAACAAUCCAGAAGCAACAGCUAAUACCAUCGACAAAGAUGGCUGGUUACACACUGGCGACAUUGGACAUUAUAAUGAGGAUAAAAAGUUUUAUAUUGUUGAUCGAUUGAAAGAAUUAAUCAAGUAUAAGGGAUUUCAGGUACCGCCAGCGGAGCUUGAGGGUAUCUUAUUAUCUAAUUCUAAAAUCGCCGAUGCAGCUGUUAUCGGGAUUCCAGAUUAUGAGGCUGGUGAAUUACCGAAAGCCUUCGUUGUUAAAUGUGAUGAUAUAACGGAAGAAGAAGUUAUGGAUUAUGUGGCCAUUAAAGUAGGUCCUCAUAAAAAGUUACGUGGAGGAGUAGAAUUUUUAGAGAAGAUUCCAAAAUCAGCGAGUGGUAAAAUAUUACGUCGUGAGCUCCGAAAGAGAGAGAGUGCAAAGAAAAAGGAUAAUUAA